This is a messenger RNA of Gossypium raimondii (Peruvian cotton), 693 nucleotides long. RefSeq lists its product as uncharacterized. Bases 7 to 693 code for a protein of 228 amino acids. Lineage: Eukaryota; Viridiplantae; Streptophyta; Magnoliopsida; Malvales; Malvaceae. The transcript has 3 exons. The record is from RefSeq and is a predicted model, not a curated record.
UCCUGCAUGGUGGACUUGCACAAUGUUGGAACAUUUAAUGCUGAUACCGGGUUCAAAGCCAGUUAUUUAAAUGAGUUGGAAAGAAUGCUACAAAAGGUUUUACCAAAUGCAAUGUUGAAGGCGAAACCUAAUAUUGAAUCGAGGAUUAGGUUACUAAAAAGGGAGUGGUCAAUCGUCUAUGACAUGCUUAAUGGCCAAAACAAUAGCGGUUUUGGUUGGGACGAGCAUAGGCAGCUCCUUGUUGCUGAAGAUGCGGUUUGGGACUCCUAUUUAAAGAGUCACAAAGAAGCCGCUCAAUUCAGACAUCGUACUUUCCCUUACUACGACCAGCUUACUACCAUAUACGCAAGAGAUCGAGCAACUGGGAAAGAUGCUCAAACAACUGAUGAUGUUCUUGAAGAAAUAAAUGAUGAGGGUGUACCUACUACAGGUAUGGAUGAAGAAAGAAACUCAUUCUAUGACUGCGAAGCUAACAUCUCUUUGGAUGACAUGGAUGUUUUUGCUGCGGAGCCGCGACGAGAGAUGGCUUUGAAGGUUGAUAUCGUUGAGGCGGAGGUGGUCUUGGUUGAUACGGUUGAUUGUAUUGAGGGUUUGAUCCAUAGUUUAGAUUUGGGUGGUCCCUUCACUCUGCAUUGUACAUGUUCGAAUAUGGAUUAUAACACCUUUGAGGUGGCACUGGAAAGUUCCCAAUGA